This is a messenger RNA of Vanderwaltozyma polyspora DSM 70294, 1215 nucleotides long. It is a transcript of the gene RAD23, whose product is annotated as Rad23p. Gene Ontology annotation, biological process: proteasome-mediated ubiquitin-dependent protein catabolic process; nucleotide-excision repair. The record is from RefSeq and is a predicted model, not a curated record. Gene Ontology annotation, cellular component: nucleoplasm; cytosol. NCBI's taxonomy places the organism in Eukaryota, Fungi, Ascomycota, Saccharomycetes, Saccharomycetales, Saccharomycetaceae. The transcript has a single exon. The coding region runs from base 1 to 1215 and encodes 404 amino acids. Gene Ontology annotation, molecular function: damaged DNA binding; ubiquitin binding; polyubiquitin modification-dependent protein binding.
AUGGUUAGUAUUACUUUUAAAGAUUUUAAGAAAGAAAAGAUUCCUUUGGAUCUUGAGGGUUCUGUAACUGUGCUAGAUGCUAAGAAGCAAAUUGCAGUUAAGAAGGAUUGUGAGGAUUCCCAAAUUAAAUUGAUUUACUCCGGUAAAGUUCUUCAAAAUGACAGUACUAUUGGUGAUUGCGGUUUAAAAGAUGGCGAUCAAGUUAUAUUCAUGAUCUCAAAGAAGAAAUCUACAGGAACUAAGGUAACUGAAGCAACUCCUGUGGCAGCUUCCACUGCUGCUGAUGCUUCUGCUACCAGCGUUGCCGCUGUUGCUGAACCUGAACAACAGACAGUUGCUUCAGAGCAAGCCACCGAGUCCAAUGGUAACGAAGAAGCGCCACAACAGGAAGAAGCACCACAACAAGGAGGACAACAAGAACAAGUGCAAGUGCAAUCAGAUGAAGGUUUUGUUGUUGGAUCUCAACGUAAUGAAGCAGUAGAGAGAAUAAUGGAAAUGGGUUACGAAAGGGAUGAAGUUAACAGAGCAAUGAGAGCAGCUUUCAAUAAUCCAGACAGAGCUGUUGAAUAUUUGUUAAUGGGUAUCCCAGAGCAUUUACAACAACAAGAACAACAACAGGAGCAGCAACAAGAACAACAUGUAGAAAGUACAGAAGUAGCGACCACUGAAGAAACUAAUGAUAAUGAAGAUGUGGAUAAUGGAGAAGUUGAUUUAUUUACACAAGCUGCACAAGGUAACGGCGACUCCAGUGCUGCUCCAAGAGGAGCAGCUGGAGCAGCUGGCGGACCUCCAGGCUCUAUUGGUUUGACAAUGGAAGAUUUAUUAGCAUUAAGACAAGUUGUUGCAGGUAAUCCAGAAGCUUUAGCUCCAUUAUUGGAAAACCUAAGUAUAAGAUAUCCUCAACUACGUGAACAAAUUUUAGCAAAUCCAGAAGUUUUCGUUUCUAUGUUAUUAGAGGCAGUUGGUGAUAAUUUACAAGGAGUCAUGGGAGAAGAAUUUGAAGGUCUUGCCGGUGGUGAAUUGGGAGGUAAUGAUGAUGCAAGUGCAGCAGGACAAGAACAACACAUUGUUCAAUUAUCUGAAGAAGAUGAACAAGCGAUUUCACGCUUGUGUGAAUUAGGUUUUGAACGUAAUCUUGUAAUACAAGUUUACUUUGCAUGUGAUAAAAAUGAAGAAAUUGCUGCGAAUAUAUUAUUCAGUGAAUAUGCUGAUUAA